Messenger RNA from Owenia fusiformis, 894 nucleotides. The record is from the annotation of a GenBank genome assembly. NCBI's taxonomy places the organism in Eukaryota, Metazoa, Annelida, Polychaeta, Sabellida, Oweniidae.
CAAAAAUCAUGUCCUGGAUUUAAAAAACACAGAUUAAUUUAAUGAUUCCACGGUCAUUGUGUCAUAUGAUGCUACCGAAAGUGCAAAGAUAUCUUCUAAGGGAUCUUAGAAUUUGAUUGCAGGAAGUAAUAACACGACAGCGUCAAUUCUUACGUGGAUAUUUUGGUGUGAAGUUGUGGCUGUUCCAAGAGAAGAAAAUUAGCCAUGGCGAAAUAUUUUACCACUGUAAAUGAGUUUAAAUACUCAUGGGACCAAGUAGCUGCUGGGUUUUGGCAGAGAUACCCCAAUCCAUACAGUAAACAUGUCCUGUCAGAAGAUGUUGUUGACCGAAAAGUAGCUGACAAUAAGCUCUACACAAAACGUCUUUUGACUAAAACAAACCAUAUGCCAAAAUGGGGUGAAAAAAUUGUGCCGGGACCAAAGUAUGUUGCCCUCGUUGAAGAGUCUGUAGUAGACCCAAAAGCCAAAACAUUGACUACAUAUACCAGAAAUGUGGGCUAUACUCGCCUUAUGUCAGUGGUGGAGAAAUGCAUCUUCAAAGUGGAUGAGAAAAAUUCCAAGUGGAGUCAAGUGGAACGUUACGCUUGGAUCGACUCUAAUGUAAUUGGAGUUGGUGGUGCUAUCAAACAUUUUGGAAUGGAACGUUUCAAACAUAAUGUAAACAAAGCUUGCAAAGGCUUUGAGUAUGUUCUCGACAACUUAUAUCCUGGUUUGAACCAGGUCGCUCAAGACACUGGUACAAUGGCUGCUAGGAAAGAAAAAUUAGCAGAAACUGCCAAAAAAGCAAAAGAAAUUGCCAAAGCGAAAGCAUCAAGACCAAUCACAGCAAACUGCAGUGGACAAGCGGCAUCAUCAUAAAACGUUGGAAAUAACAAUUUUCCAAGAGAAUGACAU